AUGGGUUAAACAAAAACACUUUUUGUAGGUUUUGUUAUCUUAAUUCUUUCUGUGAGCGUAUUAGCAUCGUUAGAAAAAUAACAAAAAAAUAGCAAUCAAAAACUAAAAUCCAAUAGUCUUAGAUUAGCUCAAAAAUAGGGACCUUUAUUUAGCUUCUAAGCAAAUGAAAAAGUGAGAGUUGAUGUUGUCAAAAAAAUAAAAAGAGACAUGCUUUUCUUUGUGGAAGGUUUUGCUUUUAUAAGCAAAAACUUAAUUCUUGAGAGCACAGGACUUGAAAAUUAAACUGAAAUCCAUUUGAUUGAUUUAGAUGAUAUGUCUAUAAAAAAUUCUUAUACUUUUGAUCCAGAAAUUUUUGGAGAAGGUUCAGCUAUGAUUAAAGAUAGUCAAACUGGUAAAAAUGUUGUUUUUAUGAUGACUUACAAAAACAAUAUAGUCUACAAAAUGGAUGAAAACUUGACUGAAAUUCUUUAAGAGUAUCCUUUACCUCCAGAAAUGAGGGAAGGAUGGGGCAUGCACAAACUAUCAGAAGAUACUAUAAUAGCAACUGAUGGAACUAAUAGACUUUUCCAUAUAAAUCCUGAAAACUUUACAGUCAAAUAAAUAGUAAAAGUAACAGAUUCCUAAGGGUAUUCUCAGGAUAAUUUGAAUGAAUUAGAAAUUAUUGAUGGUAAGGUAUAUUGUAAUAUUUUCAUGUCUAAAAAAAUAGUUGUAUUCGAUCCUUAUACAGGUAAGAUUGAAUCUACGUUAAAUUUCUCUCCUUUGGUGUAGUUUUUAGAAAGUGAAGAUGGAUACAGAUAAUAUGUUGGUUAUAACAAUGUUCUUAAUGGUAUUGCAUAUAACCCAGAAACUAAGUAAACUCUUAUAACAGGAAAAAAUUGGCCUUACAUUUAUGAGGUUAAACUUGUCUAAAUUAACAGCUGA
This is a messenger RNA of Tetrahymena thermophila SB210, 921 nucleotides long. RefSeq names its product glutamine cyclotransferase. NCBI's taxonomy places the organism in Eukaryota, Ciliophora, Oligohymenophorea, Hymenostomatida, Tetrahymenidae. The record is from RefSeq and is a predicted model, not a curated record. Gene Ontology annotation, molecular function: glutaminyl-peptide cyclotransferase activity. The transcript has a single exon.